This is a messenger RNA of Caenorhabditis elegans, 1449 nucleotides long. It is a transcript of the gene nhr-253, whose product is annotated as Nuclear Hormone Receptor family. The coding region runs from base 235 to 1272 and encodes 345 amino acids. Gene Ontology annotation, molecular function: DNA-binding transcription factor activity; DNA binding; zinc ion binding. The transcript has 4 exons. Gene Ontology annotation, cellular component: nucleus. Gene Ontology annotation, biological process: regulation of DNA-templated transcription; DNA-templated transcription. The record is from RefSeq and is marked reviewed. NCBI's taxonomy places the organism in Eukaryota, Metazoa, Nematoda, Chromadorea, Rhabditida, Rhabditidae.
UUCUUUGUGUCACUUUGAUCAUAGUUUUGAUUCGUAUUGAGAGCACAAAAAGAUAGAGCCAGAUUUGGUGAAUAAUAUAAGCGGCCAUAAAUCACACAAUCUUGGGUCUCCGACAAGUUCAGAAUAUCACUCAGAUCAGAGCCAAAAGUGUGUGCUGAUGUGUAUGACUAAACUCUAUUCAUUCAUAUAUAAAUAUGGCAGAAGAGGUGCUCGUUACUCAUUCUAGUAAUUUCGAUGGUGGCUACGAAUCAGAAAUGUGCCGUCUGUGAGCGCUUCACAACUGAGUUUAAUUAUGGAGUACCUUCCUGCAACGCGUGUAAAAUUUUCUUCCGCCGACUAAUCACGCGAACAACUCCCGUCAAAAAAUGCUACCUGGGAGAAAACUGCUUCACGAAAACCCCAAUAACCCAAAAAUGUGUAUUUUGCCGAUUUCAAAAGUGCAUUCAAGUGGGAAUGACUCUCCCAUCCUAUCUUCACUUUGGCGAACAGACCAAAGAAAAGUGCCUAGAUUCAACGAUUCAGAAUCUGAUGCUCUUGGAUGCUCAUCGAGAGGAUUUGAUGGCAAACUACCACACGAGCUACCUGGAUCCAACUAUCGAUGAAGUGAUAAGAAUCAAUAAAGUCGAUUAUAUAAGGAAAUCUCAAAGUCAUCAACUGAAUUUCUACAACUGGGCAUUCCACUGCUCCCUUGUUACCGUAGAUUUCAUGAAGAAAUUCCCGUUUGUAAACCUUCUAAGAUUUGAGGACCAGAAGUAUCUGCUAAAAGAGUUUUAUAUAAAGCUCAUCGUGUUUAUCAGCUCAAAACGGUCAAUGUCACGUGGAAAAGAAUGUAUGACAUUUCCCGAUGGCUCAGACGUUUUACCACCGGCGUCUUCGGAAUGGCAUAUAUCGAAAAUCUCUCCAAAUUUGGAAAAUAAGAUUAGAUGUCGGCUGAUUGGACGGUUGAGCGAGCUUCGGAUCACUGAUGAGGAGUAUCUGUUGAUGUGUGUGCUGAUAUUUUGUAAUCCAUCUCUAUCGCAACUCUCCGAAAACGGAAGACGACUCCUGACCUCCUACCAGCACCUCUACAGCUCGGCUCUUCUACAAUAUUGCCUUCUCACUUACGAAAAAGCUGGACCAGCAAGAUUCGCGGAGCUACUCGGAAUUUGCCACGUCAUUGGAGUUCAGUACGACGACGCGAUUCACUAUAACGUCCUGGUGCAAUUGACAAAGGCUCGGCUAGAUGUGAAGCAACUUAUCAAGGACGGAAUGGACGCAGCGUUUUGUAAUUGAAAUGUGUUGUAUUAUUUUUACAAAUAGACUUUAUUGAGUUUAAGUUUUAGUAACAGCUAUAAUUCUACAGUAAUUCCUCACUCCCGUUCACAUAUCAUUAAUGAUCACUACAAAGACAAUAUUCGUAUUUUUUUUGUCUCAUAUAAAAUAUUAUAUAGAAUAAAAGUUGACGUAUCA